ACGACUGCGACAACAACAACAAAAUAAAAACAACAACAACAAAAGAACACUGCGGAUAAUUUUCAGGUUAAUUAACAUGGAAGAGCCAGACCCGAAGAAACUGAGACUUUCCAGUGACAUCUCACAGUCAACAGUCAAUCAGAGUGCGGAAACUCUAGAAUAUGAAUUGGACAUUGAUGGGAAUGAAGCUUUUGAUGGUGCUGGGAAAGAAAAUGGUGUUGGUAACAAAGGGCAUAUGCCAAGCACAGAACCAGACAUUUUUGACAAAGCAGGGCGAUCAAAUUGCUGGAAAAAUGAUGAUUAUAUGAAGAACUGUGAUUCACAUGGCGAAGAAGGCAGAAUCGAACAUAUUAACGGGUUUUCUACAGAAAGGGCUUCUCUGAUGAAAAUUGAAUCUGUGAAAAAAGAUGCUGUCACCAUAACAAAUGUGAUUCCAAAUGUUGAUUUGGUUGAUGUUUACAAAAAGAUACUGGCAAGGAGAAAUGUGAAGCAUAGGGUUGAUUUAGUUACUCUUGAACUCUUGGAAGGUGCAAGUGAACAGCAGGAUGCAAAUGCUAAUGCAAGCGAGGUGAUACAUAGUCCAAGUGAUGAAAUAUUCAAAGAUGUUGCAGAAAUCUUACUGAAAUUUCCAAAUGUUGAUCCAAGUUACAUUUAUGAUUUGUUGGAGAGGAAUGAAAGCAAAGAAAACAGGGUUGCAAUUGUUCUUGAUAAACUAGGGACCAGCUUAUCAGAGAAAGGUACCAAUGAUAUUUCACGAGACUAUACUCCUCCAUCCAGUGUGUCAGAAUCUUUAACAAGCAAUGAAAGCAAGAAAAGUGAUCCAUUUAGUGAUCCAGAGUUCAGAAAAAAUCCUUUGUAUAGAGAUUUGAGAACUUUACGUAAAGUUUUGCCUGCUGUGGACCCAAAUGAGCUAUAUGCAUACUUAGAGGCGCAUUUUGAUAAACCCAAUCGUGUCCAGAUUGUUAUUGAUGAACUCGCAAAGUCUGAUAGUCAGGAUUCUUUGCCAGUUGAGGACAAUCCAUCGUUGGAAGAUACUGAUAAAGGGAAGGCACCAAUGACAACUGAGGACAAGGUGCAAGCUGAUCUCAAAGGACUAAAAGAAAUAUUCAGGGAUUGUGACCCAAGUUUUCUUUAUGAAAAACUGGUCAUGCUGUAUAAUGACAGUGACAGAGUGGUGAAAAUUGCAUCAGAGUUAUUUGAGCGUAAAGACUAUCCAAAAAUAGAGGAAACUAAAGGCGUGAAAUCAGAUAAGAAACAUCCAAAGGAUGUUAAGUUUGACAUAAGAGAAUUUUUAGUUAAAUUUCCUGACCCAUUUAAUUAUUUUGAAAAUACAGAGAGGAUGGUUAGUGACAGCUACAAAGAACAUGCCCUGAUUUAUGUGAAGAACACGUUCCCCUUCCUGAAAGACGGCUUCUUGAAGAAGGUCCUCAACAGCCACAAAUACCAUCUUCUACCGGCAAUUACAGAGAUUGACACAGCAGUCAACGAUACUAUUUUUGACCACCAGUCCAAGAAGCGUCGAGCCACACCGAGAGAUCUGCAAGACUUCCCAGAUGUUGCAGAUGAACCGUUCUUUCAGGAAAUGCUCCUUUGCCAACACAAGCAGCAAGUGAAAGAUUACCUUCGUGAAAGACGUGAAAUGAGAGAAAAGCAACUCCAGGCUGCACGCGAGUCCAGAGAGCUGAUGGAGUGUGGUUGUUGUUAUGACGAUGAGUGUUUGUUUGAAGACAUGGCUGCCUGCGCUGAUGGGCACCUGUUCUGCAAGCAGUGUGUGGUCAGAUCCUCUGAGGCAGCAGUUGGGGAAGGCCGGGCAGUGUUCAAGUGUUUGACAGGUACCUGUGAGAGUGACUUCCCCCUGCACAUGCUUCAAGACAUACUGAAGCCCUCCCUGUUCUCGCUGGUCCUCCGUAAGCUGCAAGAGGAGGAGCUACGGCAGGCGGACAUUGCUGACCUUGUGUCGUGCCCAUUCUGCUCAUUUGCCACCAUCAUGCCCAACCAGGAGGACCGAGUGUUCAAGUGCUUGAACCCAGAGUGUCUCAGGGAAUCAUGCAGGCUGUGUAAGGAGCCAAACCAUGUUCCCUUGCGCUGUAAUGAAGUUGAGAAGCAAGGCGUAACCAACAUACGGACCUACAUUGAGACCAAAGUGUCCGAAGCCAUUCUCAGGACGUGCCCACACUGCAAGAAAAGGUUCUUGAAAGCCUCGGGCUGCAACAAGAUGACAUGUACGUGUGGAACCACAAUGUGCUAUGUCUGCCGGGAAGCUAAAAUAGACUAUCAACAUUUUGAUAAUAACCCAAGGUGUUCCAUUGACUCGGACAUUGGUGAGCUCCACAAACAGGAGAUGAUGACUGCUGCCCAGUUGGCCAAGACCCAGUACCUUGCUGACCACCCUGACCUUGACCCUGCUGGGCUUGACCUUGACCUUGAUCAGCUGGUCAUGAAAAUAUUAGGCAAUGGUGGAGUGGAAGAGAACAAAGAGAACAAUUAUGAAGAAGAUGACUACAAUUAUGAAGAAGAUGAUUACGAUGAUGAUGAAUACAUGUAAAACUCAAUAGUGCCCUAUUCUCUGUGUGUGUUAGAUUCAUUAAGACAAACCAUUUUCUGUCAUGAAUACAAUUAUUGAUAUAUUGUAAUGCCCCAAUUGUUAAACAAAUGUGCAGCUUUAUGAUUGGAUGUAUGCAUGUAUUGAUUAAUGUUUUAUUAUUGAAUUUUACACAUUUAUAAGGAAAUUAACAGAAUUAAAAUGUUUCUUUGUUCUGAAUUAAAGUACACAUAAUUUCAGGGAAGAAGUAUUUAGAUGAUAAGAAAUUAUGCCUGAAAUCUGAUGAGUUUGUAGUAAAUUAAUAUGAGCAUAGAACAUCGCUGUCCGCAAUUUUUAGUAGACCAAAAAACAGAAACAUGAUAUUUAAAGUUAACUAUUUUCACAAAAUUAAUCAAACUAUUUUUUGAUCAUAGACUUUUGAUUAGACUGGUGAUUUCUUUAUACUAAUACAUAUAUUUUUUAUUAAUUUUAUUUCGACAAUAGUGCAGAUAAUGCUUGUACAGAAAUUCUAUAGUUUCAACAGAUAUUAAUGAACAAUCAUACAUAUUGCUUGAAUAUCUAUUUUUUACCUUGUUGUAAUUGAUUUUAACUUUAAACCAUGAUAUUUGUUUUAAAACUUCAUAUUCUUGUUUUAAACAACGAUUUAUGAAGAAUACAUAAACAUACAUAAAGUACAUAUAAAUUUAUAAAAAUGAUACAAAAUUAUAUUUAAUACAUAUUCUUUGAUAAUAAUGGUUAUUGUUUCAAUUUGUUUUUUGUAUUUAUGAUUAUUGAUUGAAUUUGUUAUUUGUUUGGACGAUUAUAUUGUUUUAUGGACUGAUAUACAAUGUGAUUUUUAGCUGUGAUUUAAAUCUGUGAUUGUUUAAUGCCAUGGUCCUCUGUGAUAGCAAGAAAAGAUAAAAACGAUUUAUUGUGAA
Messenger RNA from Dreissena polymorpha, 3459 nucleotides. RefSeq names its product E3 ubiquitin-protein ligase RNF216-like. The transcript is spliced from 9 exons. Gene Ontology annotation, molecular function: zinc ion binding. The coding region runs from base 77 to 2545 and encodes 822 amino acids. NCBI's taxonomy places the organism in Eukaryota, Metazoa, Mollusca, Bivalvia, Myida, Dreissenidae. The record is from RefSeq and is a predicted model, not a curated record.